CAGCAGUAGACGAGGAAGCYGUAUUAAGUGCAGAGCUAAGUGAACACUCUCCUUCCAGACUGUAAAAACUAUAGUAUCUGCAACUUUUCCCAUUGUAUUGUCUAAUGAAUGGAAAUAUUAGAUAUCAGUCAUUGAGCUAAUUGUAGUCGCGUGCAUGGCUUGAUAAAUAAUGUGCAGAGUACACGAUUGAAGAGAAAGUGCAUUGACAAUUGAUAUCUGGAGAUAAUCAUGCUUCAUUUGAGACAGUUGGCUUGCAGUUGGUGGUCGUGUCUCCUUCACAGUAGAGUACCAUGUGUGAAAACAUUGGUCCAUGGAGAUCAGAGGAGACUGUUCAACACCUCAAACAGCCGUAUGACAAUAAUGCCUGCUUGGGUUAUCGAUAGAUACGGCAGCAAUGAUGUCCUACGGUUCACUAAAAACGCCAGCUUCCCAAUCAUCAACUAUCCGAAUGAAGUCGUCGUUCAAGUUCAUGCCGCAGGUCUAAACCCCAUUGACGUCAGCAUGAGAGGCGGGUAUGGGGCUGCCACUAUGGCCAUGAAGAGAGACCCCCUGAACAUCAAGCAGUCGGGCAGUGAGUUCCCCCUCAUUCUGGGKCGAGAUAUGUCCGGAGUCAUCAUGGAGUGUGGUCUGGAUGUGACACCAGCCUACUUUAAAGAGGGGGAUGAGGUGUGGGCGGCCAUUCCCCCAUGGAAACAAGGCAGCCUGGCUGAGUUUGUGGUGUUGAGUGCAAAUGAGGUGUCCAAAAAGCCCAAAUGUCUGAGUCACAUAGAGGCGGCGGCUGUUCCUUACGUGGCUGCCACAGCCUGGUCUGCCCUAGUCAACACAGGAGGCCUCAACAAGGACAACUGUGCCAAGAAACGCAUUCUGAUCCUGGGAGGUUCAGGAGGAGUCGGAACAUUUUCCAUACAGAUGCUCAAGGCCUGGGGAGCCCAUGUGACAGUAACCUGCUCCCAGAAUGCCGAGCGGCUGGUGAGGGGUCUAGGGGCGGAUCACGUGGUGGACUACACAGCUGGGCCUGUUGAGGUGCCCCUGAGGGUGCUGGAAAAGUUUGAUCUGGUUCUGGAUAAUGUGGGCGGGGACACAGAGAGCUGGGCGCUGGGCCUGCUGAAGCCGUGGUGCGGCGCCAAGUAUGUAACACUGGUAACGCCCUUCCUCUGUAACACUGACCGGCUAGGUAUCGCUGAUGGAAUGCUCCAGACCGGGGUCACCGUGGCAUCCAAGGCCCUCAAGCAUUUAUCCAAGGGAGUGCACUAUCGCUGGGGGAUGUUUGCACCCAACGGACUUGCCCUGGAUGACAUCAGCGAGAUGGUGGAUGCAGGAAAGAUCCGUGCGGUGGUGGAGGAGGAGUUUACCUUCUCCCAGGUGCCCCAGGCCAUGCUGAAGGUAGAGAAGGGACACGCUCGGGGGAAGACUGUGGUCAAGAUCAGCAGCGGAGAGGACUCAUCCGAGUAACCAGCGAAAUCCUUAGGCAUCCAUUAUGAGAAAUUAUCCUUUAUGAUCGUCUGUGCUAAGGCUAUGACUGUGUGUCUGUCUGAGAAGAGGCUGCCUGUUGUAGCUAUGUGAUAAGUAAAACGUAUUCAAGUCCUUGA
Messenger RNA from Salvelinus sp. IW2-2015, 1589 nucleotides. It is a transcript of the gene rtn4ip1, whose product is annotated as reticulon 4 interacting protein 1. The record is from RefSeq and is a predicted model, not a curated record. Gene Ontology annotation, molecular function: oxidoreductase activity. NCBI's taxonomy places the organism in Eukaryota, Metazoa, Chordata, Actinopteri, Salmoniformes, Salmonidae. Gene Ontology annotation, cellular component: mitochondrion.